Molecule: messenger RNA, 1941 nt
Organism: Clarias gariepinus (North African catfish)
Lineage: Eukaryota; Metazoa; Chordata; Actinopteri; Siluriformes; Clariidae
Gene: atg4b
Product: autophagy related 4B, cysteine peptidase
Exons: 13
Coding region: 82-1260 (392 amino acids)
Molecular function (GO): protein-phosphatidylethanolamide deconjugating activity
Source: RefSeq, a predicted model, not a curated record
CCCAAAUGAAGAUUUCUAUUUGGCGGUUUUAGUGUCACUUAGAUUCAAGUCAACAAGAUAGGGUGAAUCACAACUGACGGGAUGGAUGCGGCUACACUUACAUACGACACACUGCGAUUUGGGGAGUUUGAGGAUUUCCCAGAGACCUCUGACCCUGUCUGGAUCCUUGGCAAGCAGUCCAAUGCUCUGACGGAGAAGGAUGAGAUUCUGUCAGACAUUACUUCACGCUUGUGGUUCACCUACAGAAAGAAUUUCCAGGCUAUUGGAGGGACAGGGCCUACGUCAGACACAGGCUGGGGAUGCAUGCUGCGAUGUGGACAGAUGAUUCUUGCUGAAGCUUUACUUCGCAGACACUUGGGUCGUGAGUGGAGAUGGGUACGAGGUCAGCAGCCAAGGGAAGAAUAUACAAGCAUCCUCAAUGCUUUUAUAGACAAGAAGGACAGCUACUACUCUAUUCACCAGAUAGCUCAGAUGGGAGUGGGAGAGGGCAAAUCCAUAGGCCAGUGGUACGGCCCGAAUACAGUGGCACAGGUACUCAAGAAGCUAGCAGCGUUUGAUACGUGGAGCCGAUUGGCAGUUCAUGUGGCCAUGGACAACACUGUGAUAAUCGAGGAAAUCAAGAGGUUGUGUAUGCCGUGGUUGGACUUUGAGAGGGGAGCGUGCUUCGACCCUGUAGAGAUGAACGGGUAUAUGGAGGGGGCAUGUGCCAUGGCUUUGGAAGACACAGCUGUGUGGAAGCCCCUUGUGCUGCUCAUCCCUUUGCGUCUGGGCCUCAGUGACAUCAACGAGGCCUACAUCGAAACUCUCAAACAAUGCUUUAUGAUGCCUCAGUCUUUAGGGGUGAUUGGUGGGAAGCCAAACAGUGCCCAUUACUUUAUCGGGUUUGUUGGUGAAGAGCUUGUAUACCUGGACCCUCAUACAACUCAGCCGACUGUGGAGCCGUGUGAAAAUGGGGAGAUUCAGGACGACAGCUUUCACUGCCAACACCCGCCGUGUCGCAUGCACAUCUGUGAGCUCGACCCAUCCAUAGCUGUCGGCUUCUUCUGUCAAACAGAGGACGACUUCGAUGAUUGGUGUGCGCAAGUUCGAAAAUUAUCGAGCUGUAGAGGUGGUCUUCCCAUGUUCGAACUUGUAGACAGUCAGCCAUCACAUCUAAUCAGCACUGAAGCCAUUAAUCUCACUCCUGAUUUCUCAGACUCUGACCGUCUCGAGCGUUUCUUUGACUCUGAAGAUGAGGAGUUUGAGAUCUUGUCUUUAUAAGGAUGAGCCUGAGAGAAAAAGAGAUAGUGAUUGUUCAGUAUACAGAGAUCAGAUCAGUGCCACGCUCCUGAAGAGGUGGUGUACCACUGACAUGAGGCCUGCCUGGCAUUUGGUGGCGGAGUCACCUGUAUAAAACUCAGCUUCCUGCUACACUGACUACUCUACGUCAUUCUGAUUCCUGAAGUCAGAGAUCAUCACCGGCUUUGAGGAGUCUCUGUAUGUUCAUAUUAACACUAAACGUGUAUCCAUUUUGAGUCUUAACACUUUUUGUUAUAAAGUGACUGUGCCUUUUUAUGCGCCUACACUAAUGCAGAUUUGCCAUAGCUCACUUUCGGCAGUCAUCGGGAGCAUGGCUGCUCAAGCGAAUGCUCGUGACCUACACUGCUUUCAUGUCUGUAGCAAACUGUCAUUGAAAACUAAGAUGUAAAGGUUACAGACCAAAUAGGUUAGCUUGUGUAGAACAGUAUACUUAUCAAUGGUCAAAAGUAUCUGUACACAAGUCUAUUUAUUUACUUAAGUGUAAAGGAGUUUAAAAUGAAGAAUAAAACCAUAUUCACUGCCCACUUUAUUAACACCUAAAGUGUUUUUAUGCAUUCUGCUCCUGCCACAUGACUGGCUGAUUGGAUAACUGCAUGAGACUGCAGGCAUUCCUAAUAAAGAGGACAGUGAUUGUGCAUUAAA